Marmota monax (woodchuck) is the source of this 732-nucleotide messenger RNA. It is a transcript of the gene Cpsf4l, whose product is annotated as cleavage and polyadenylation specific factor 4 like. Gene Ontology annotation, cellular component: mRNA cleavage and polyadenylation specificity factor complex. NCBI's taxonomy places the organism in Eukaryota, Metazoa, Chordata, Mammalia, Rodentia, Sciuridae. The coding region runs from base 1 to 732 and encodes 243 amino acids. Gene Ontology annotation, molecular function: metal ion binding; RNA binding. The transcript is spliced from 8 exons. The record is from RefSeq and is a predicted model, not a curated record.
AUGGAGGAGGUCAUUGCCGGGUUGGAGCGCCUCACCUUCGCCUUCGAGCGGGAUGUGGAGCUGCAGAGAGGCACUGGGCUCCUGCCUUUCCAGGGCAUGGACAAGUCGGCCUCAGCCAUGUGCGUCUUCUUCGCUAAAGGGCUCUGUGGGAAAGGGAAGCUCUGCCCCUUCCGGCAUGAGCAGGGUGAGAAGAUGGUGGUGUGCAAGCACUGGCUGCGCGGGCUCUGCAAGAAGGGCGACCACUGCAGGUUCCUGCACCAGUACGACGUCACCAGGAUGCCCAGGUGCUACUUCUACUCCAAGUUCGGUGACUGCCACAACAAGGAGUGCACCUUCCUCCACGUGAAGCCAGCUUCCAAGUCCCAGGACUGCCCUUGGUAUGACCAAGGCUUCUGCAGGGAUGGUCCCCGGUGUAAAUACCGCCAUGUCCCCCGGAUAAUGUGUCUCAACUAUUUCAUUGGCUUCUGCCCUGAAGGACCCAAGUGCCAAUUUACCCACCCCAAGAUGAACCUCGAAUUCAACCCGAGUUACACGAAGCUUGUCAGGCCACGGGACUCAGCUCCUCCUGAUUCUGGUGUGGAAUCCCACAAGCCCCCUUCACCAACUCCGGGCUCAAAAGCAGGGCCUGUGCUACAGUGUCGGAAAACAGGCCACGCUGCCGUGGGAUGCGGUGAGACUUGGCCACUAGAGGCUCUGAAGAACCCGAGGCCUGGGGAACGGCAGAUCCGGUGA